GCAAAUGCCAGCAAUUUAAAGAAUUUCCUUUCAGCUGUGAGACUGGCUCACCAAGGGACUGACAUAGGAGCUCUCCCUCUCUCAACUUUGGUACCGGCAAAGAACUCGGAAGUUGAAAAACCUAAGACAAAAAUGAUCAUAACUUCAAGAAGGGACUAUCCUCUCACCAAGAACUUCCCUUACUCCCUCGAACAUCUCCAAGCCUCGUAUUGCAAACUUGCUCGAAUCGACAUGCGUGUGCUUUGUUUGAAGAAACUCCGAAAACUAGACCUAAGUCAUAAUCAUAUUAAGCAGCUGCCAGCGACUAUUGGUGACCUGAUCUGUCUUCAGGAGCUUAAUUUGCACGACAAUCACCUGGAGUCCUUCAGCGGGGCUCUCUGCAACUCCACCCUUCAGAAAUCUCUCCAGUUCUUGGACCUGAGCCAAAACAAAAUUAAAGCACUUCCAAUUCAGUUUUGCCAGCUGCGAGAACUCGUUAAUUUAAAGCUCGAUGACAAUGAGUUGAUUAGGUUACCAUUCAAGAUUGGCCAGUUAGAUCAUCUACGCUUUCUGUCUGCGGCUCGAAACAAACUUCCUUUCUUGCCCAGUGAUUUUAGGAAACUCUGUCUUGAAAACUUGGAUCUCUUUGGAAAUCCUUUUGAACAGCCUAAUCCACUUGUUCCCAACAUACAACUGAAAAUACCAUUGACUUUAUUAGAGUGUGCUGCAAGAGCAACCGUAAAUUACAGAAUCCCUUAUGGUUGUCAUCUCCUUCCUUCUCACCUUUGUGAAGAUCUGGAAGUGGCUAAAACAUGCCAGUGCGGAAGUGCCUGUCUGAGCAGCUUCAUUCAGAUCACGGUGACCAUGAAUCUCCAUCACGUAGCUCACACCGUGGUCCUCGUGGAUAACAUGGGAGGUACGGAAGCACCCAUCAUCUGCUACUUCUGUUCUCUAGACUGCUAUUCCCAGUUCCUGGAUAGGUACCUGCAGAGUAACGGGUGA
Molecule: messenger RNA, 981 nt
Organism: Cariama cristata (Red-legged seriema)
Lineage: Eukaryota; Metazoa; Chordata; Aves; Cariamiformes; Cariamidae
Gene: LRR1
Product: leucine rich repeat protein 1
Exons: 2
Molecular function (GO): protein binding
Source: RefSeq, a predicted model, not a curated record